AGCCCUGAAUUCAAACACCAAUUCCACUCCCCAAAGAAAAGUAAUACCACACUAAAAUUGAAUUUUGUUCCACUUAGCCUCAAGUCGAAGUUUUGUCAGAGGAAGAAGGAGAAGAAGAGGAAGAAGAAGAAGAUAUCCUCUCUCUGGCAGAAGAAAAAUACAGGCCAGCUGCCCUUGAAAAGAUGAUAGCUUUAGUUGCUCUUUUGGUUGAACAGUCUCGCUCAGAAAGGUGAAAUGUUUCAACAUUCAAAAUGCUUAAAGCAUUUGACAUUAUCACAGACUGACAUGGCAGCAUUAACAGGAGGAAAGGGAUUUCCCUUCUUAUUUCAACAUAUUCGAGAUGGCAUCAAUAUAAGACAAACUUGUAAUCUGAUUUUCAGUCUGUGUCGGUACAAUAAUCGACUUGCAGAACAUAUUGUGUCUAUGCUUUUCACAUCAAUAGCAAAGUUGACUCCUGAGGCGGCCAAUCCUUUCUUUAAGUUGUUGACUAUGCUAAUGGAGUUUGCUGGUGGACCUCCAGGAAUGCCUCCAUUUGCAUCUUACAUUCUGCAGAGGAUAUGGGAGGUAAGUCUAGCACAUGUUUUCAGAAUCUAUCUUCCCAAGGGUUUUACUUUCUUAGACCAUCAAUACCAUCUUAAGUACUAGUUUCUUCUUACAUAUGUAUCCCAAAAUAGUUUCAGUAAGUCACAGGUUCAGAAACAUAGAGGAGCUUUAGUGAGAAGGUUGAAGAGAAAGGAAGUUCUGAGCUGGUCUCCCAGAUGUCAUUUUUUUUCUUGUAGUGUCAACAGCUUCAGCCAGUAUGAAGUUCUCAUUCUUCUGCCCUCAAGAAAGAUGCCAUAAAGCAACUAGAAACCCUAGAAUAUAAACCAAGUACUUUAAGCAGUUGACAGAAAUGGUAGAGGAAGCAUCAGCCACUUCUUGUCUUCCAGAAUUACUGAUGUGGUCAUAAAAUUUCUCCUUAGUGAAUAUUGGAAAAGCUGUAGACCAGGGAGCAGUGAACCUUUUCUCUAAAGGCCAGAUAGCAGAUAUUUUAGGUUUUGUAGGCCAUACAGUCUCCUUUGAAACUACUCUGCUUCUGUAUUAAGCUAAAAGGAGCCAUAGACAAUUAAAAACAAAUGAGUGGAUAUGACUGUGUUCCAGUAAAACAACACAGCAAGCAGCCACAGAACUUGGCCUGUAAGCCAAAGUCUGCCUAUACUGCUCUAGAGUCCUAAGAUUCCCUUUUCCCAUGGGAGGCAGGGGCAUUCUCCACAGCAGUGCAGUGAGCAGCUUUACAUUCUCGUAUAAUAGUAAGAGGUUGGAUAUAGAAUAAGAAAAGUGAAGAGAAAUAUUUUAGAACUGGAAGCAUGAUUCAGAUGGUGGAGUGCAAAGCCCUGAGUUCAAUCCUUAAUACUAUAAAAAAAUUAAAUAAAUAGAGAAAACUAAAAGUACUUUUUUUUUCAGUGUUGAGGAUUAGACCCAGGGCCUUAACCUGUGCUAGAUAAGUGCUCUACCACUGAA
Molecule: messenger RNA, 1500 nt
Organism: Castor canadensis (American beaver)
Lineage: Eukaryota; Metazoa; Chordata; Mammalia; Rodentia; Castoridae
Source: RefSeq, a predicted model, not a curated record